Prosopis cineraria is the source of this 1770-nucleotide messenger RNA. RefSeq names its product probable beta-1,3-galactosyltransferase 14. NCBI's taxonomy places the organism in Eukaryota, Viridiplantae, Streptophyta, Magnoliopsida, Fabales, Fabaceae. Bases 209 to 1246 code for a protein of 345 amino acids. Gene Ontology annotation, cellular component: Golgi membrane. Gene Ontology annotation, molecular function: hexosyltransferase activity. The transcript has 7 exons. The record is from RefSeq and is a predicted model, not a curated record.
GGAAAUACAGUUCAUCUGUUUCUUUCCUCAACGCCUAAUAGCUUGCUUCGUAGUCACUGCAGUGGAGGACACGGCAAGGCGAGGCGGGGCGAGCAUCUUCCUUAAUGCCAUGAACGAAAGCUCCUUUCUGAUUCUACAGUUUAUAGUUCCUCACUCCCCAAUAGACCCUAGACUAAGGCUUCGUCUGCUUCUGGGGUUUCUAUGAGCUAUGCCUUCGUCCCCCAAGUCCUUCUACGGCCGCCCACCUCCGCUGUCAUCUCGUAGACCGGCGUUCCUGAUCAUCUUCUGCCUUCUAGUAGGUGUUUCUGGCUUUCUCUAUGGAAUCACAUCCUUUCUGUGGCCGAUUCACGGGUAUCGAUGUCUGAAUACCCGGCCUAGAUCCGUUAGAGUGGUUUGGGAGCAACUUGGCAGCAGUGGUGGUUCCAACGAUGGGAUCCGUGGUGGGAUUGGAAAGGAUAGGCAUAAAGUCAUGGGCUUCGUGGGGAUUCAGACCGGAUUCGGAUCCGUUGGUAGGCGGCAGUCGCUUAGGAGGACUUGGUUGCCAUCGGAUCGCCAGGGUCUUGAACGCUUGGAAGAAGCCACUGGAUUAGCUUUUAGGUUUAUCAUUGGUAGAACAAAUGAUAAAUCAAAGAUGGCAACACUUCGGAAGGAAAUAGCAGAAUAUGAUGAUUUCAUUCAAUUGGACAUUGAAGAGGAGUACAGUAAGCUACCAUAUAAAACUUUAGCUUUCUUUAAAGCUGCCUAUGCACUUUUUGAAGCUGAAUUUUAUGUCAAAGCUGAUGACGAUAUAUAUUUAAGGCCAGAUCGGCUUUCAUUACUGCUGGCAAAGGAGCGAUCUCACUCUCUGACUUACAUAGGAUGCAUGAAAAAGGGCCCUGUUUUCACCGACCCAAAACUUAAAUGGUAUGAACCAUUGUCCCAUUUGCUUGGAAAAGAGUACUUUCUCCAUGCUUAUGGUCCUAUAUAUGCGCUUUCCGCUGAUGUUGUUGCAAGCUUGGUGGCUCUUAGGAAUAAUAGUUUCCGGAUGUUCAGUAAUGAGGAUGUCACUAUUGGAGCUUGGAUGCUUGCAAUGAAUGUCAACCACGAGAAUAAUCAUGGAUUGUGUUCGACAGACUGCACAUCCACAUCCAUUGCUGUAUGGGAUAUUCCAAAGUGUUCAGGCCUCUGUAACCCUGAAAAGAAAAUGCUCGAACUCCAUCAAAAAGAGAGCUGCUCAAAAAGCCCUACACUGGAAUCUGAUGAGUAGUAUUUGCGCGCAUAUUUACAUAGCAAAGUUCAGAAGCUACUGAAGGAAUUGCAUGCUCCUGUAUGACACUGCUUUGAGAUGAGAUGCAACCGCUGUCAUCAUUUUCUAUCAAAUGAUAAUUUUCAUUUCGAUUCACCUUCUUCCUGCAUGAAAACGUGCUAUCCUAUUUUUUCCUUUUUCUUGAUUUUCCUCGUAUUUUUUUCUUAAUUUUUUGAUGGGGGUUAAGGGGGAGAUGAAAGGGUUGAUUUGAGGAAGGUUUUGUGUAGAACAUACGAAAAGGGAUAGACUUGCAUCAUCCAGCUAAAUUUUAACUUCUGAGACUUCAUAUGAUUCCCACCAAGUUUUGACAUUCUUCAGAAGAAUGGACCAUUUGCCUUUGGGUGUAAAUUCAUGUUUUGUGGAUACUUGUAUGGUAGUCUCAAGUCUGGUCUUUUAUGAGAAAAAUUUAGUCCAUAUUCUUGUACUUUACCACUUUAGCGCAGCUGUUCGCUAAAAAAGAAUAGAAAAUUCAUGCUUCUGGUAAA